AUGGCACCGGCCGUCCUAGCCAGCAGAAAUGAACCGCAUUGGAGGGACAGUGAGGCGUACAUGAGGAGAUACACCUCUGUCACCGCUGCCACGAACGCAAAUAAGAGCCGCAACGGCGCCAGUCACAGCCAUGGCGAUUUACUCCCCGGGCGUGACCCGAACCCGAGCCCGAUUCCGCUUCCUAGUUCCUUUCAGAGUUCAAGCCAGAUCCGGAAUCCGUCAGGUGAUCACCGCGUCGGCAGAAUGCUACCUCCCUCCCGGCCGAAGUGGACGAUGGCUCCCGGCGACGAAGUGAAGGAGUCGUACCGCGGCGGUUACGUGACGUUCAAUCUCGAUGCGCACUCCGGGCUGGAAUUGAAAGAGUUGAGGAAGCGCCUUCAAUCGGAGCUCGAACAGGUCCGCACCGUGAGAACGAGGAUUGCAAGCGGGACGAAGGCCAACCAACAGAAUCGCGCCUCGAAAGGGCCAAAAUCUAAGAAGAAUUUUCCAAUUUCGGUUCCGGGUCAGGGUUCGAAACCUAGCUCCCCAUCAACCCGUGAGUUGGAACCCUAUUCGCUACAGGAUAAGGUACUGGUGAGCAUGAUGAGAAGGUGCGGGCAAAUCCUGAGUAAGGUAAUGAAGCACAGAUCUGCUGUGUGGUUCAACCAUCCGGUUGAUGUGGUGGGAAUGCGGUUGUUCGAUUAUGACAAGGUAAUCAAGAGGCCGAUGGAUCUGGGAACUGUGAAAUCCAAUCUCGAUGAUGGGGUUUACAAGGCACCCUUCGAUUUCGCAAGCGAUGUGAGGCUUACUUUCUCAAAUGCAAUGACUUACAACCCUAUCGGGCACGAAGUGCAUGGAUUCGCAAAGCAGUUGCUGAAGUUUUUCGACGAUAUGUUUGAGCCUUCAUAUAAGAGGUUCGAGGCUGAGCAGCGUAAAGUUUCACGGCAGAGUCAUGAUAUGGGUCAAUUUCAACCUGCAUUGUUGGAUAGAGCGGCGGUGUCUCAUCAACCAGUCAUCGAGGCCAUGGAUACAGACGUUGAGGAGGUUGCCAGGGGCGUGAUAGAGCAGCAGCAGCAGCAGCAAUUGCAUAUCGGCAAGGCUGCUGUGAUGCAGCAGCAGCAGUUGAGAGGUGGGAAGCUGCCGAAGCCAAAGGCCAAAGAUGCAAACAAAAGAGCAAUGAGUGCACAAGAAAAGGAAAAGUUGGGGAGGGAGUUACAAGAGUUACCCCCUGAGAAGAUGGAUCAGGUAGUGCAGAUUGUGAGGAAGCGGAAUGGGGAAUUGGAACAAGAGGACGAUGAAAUUGUGCUUGAUUUUGAUGCCAUGGAUGUGGAGACGCUGUGGGAACUUGAUAGGCUGGUGACCAACUACAGGAAAUGCCUUAACAAGAUGAAGAGGCAGGAGCAGUUGCAGCUGCAGCUGCAACUGCAGAACCAACUUGAAGAAAACAAAUUCAUCACCCAGGGUCCUGAAACGAGUCCUGAAAUGGCGAGGAACAAGAUUGUGGAGGAGGAAGUGGACAUUGGAGAGGAGAGUCCAGUUGGGAAUUAUCCGCCGGUGGAGAUAGAGAAGGAUUUGAUUGGAUGCGGGAGUGGGAGUGGGAGUGAGAGUGGCAAGUCAAGCAGCUCUGGUGGUUCAAGGAGUAGCAGCCGCAGCGGUUCUUCCUCGUCAAGUGAGUCAGGAUCGGAGAGCGCAUCUGGGAGCGAGUCUGAUGAAGACAGCGUGCAGUCACCAUGCGUGAAAGCAAACGAUGCCGGAAAUGAGCUGAGAGCAGCAGGACUUUGUUAA
Molecule: messenger RNA, 1764 nt
Organism: Linum trigynum
Lineage: Eukaryota; Viridiplantae; Streptophyta; Magnoliopsida; Malpighiales; Linaceae
Source: the annotation of a GenBank genome assembly